Anarrhichthys ocellatus (wolf-eel) is the source of this 1705-nucleotide messenger RNA. It is a transcript of the gene otud3, whose product is annotated as OTU deubiquitinase 3. The record is from RefSeq and is a predicted model, not a curated record. Gene Ontology annotation, biological process: protein K6-linked deubiquitination; protein stabilization; protein K11-linked deubiquitination. The coding region runs from base 245 to 1321 and encodes 358 amino acids. Gene Ontology annotation, molecular function: cysteine-type deubiquitinase activity. The transcript is spliced from 8 exons. Lineage: Eukaryota; Metazoa; Chordata; Actinopteri; Perciformes; Anarhichadidae.
GCUUCCGUACGUUUUUGACGUACAUGGAUUACGUAUGCGGAAGUUAAGUUGUAAACAAAAACGGACACUACACUCACUACAUUCAUCUCCUGAGCCAAAAAAGAAACGAAAACGAAACAUGGUCAUAUUUUUGUAGAACGCAGCUUUUUGAGGAUGUUUGGCAGUGGUUGAUGCAGGUGCCGGGUCAUUCCUAUAAGAAGACAUAUUUUGGUGUUGUAGGCCUGCAGAAACGACUAUAGCCAACAUGUCUAGGAAGCAGACGGCGAAACCUGUACGGAGCAACAAGAAGAGUGAACUGGAGCGCAAGAGGGAUGAACGGGCGGCACGCAGGACCAUCGUAAAGGACCGCAAGAACCGGCCUCAGGAUGGCGACGAAGGAGCAGAGUUUAUCAGUUUCUCCAAUCAGCUCCAGGCCCUGGGGCUCAAGCUGAGAGAAGUCCCCGGAGAUGGGAACUGCCUGUUCAGAGCUCUAGGCGACCAGUUGGAGGGUCAGUCCCGGGGUCACCUGCGGCUUCGGCAGGAGACUGUCCAGUAUAUGAUGUCCCAUCGACAAGACUUCGAACCCUUUGUUGAGGACGACGUUCCCUUUACACAGCACUUGUCCAACCUCUCUCAGCCCGGUACAUUCGCUGGGAACGAUGCUAUUGUGGCUUUUGCUCGCGGUCAACAGGUGAAAGUGGUCAUCCAUCAGCUCAACACACCACUGUGGGAGAUAAAUGGCGUAGAGAAGGCGGCAUGCAGAGAGCUGCACAUCGCUUACCGCUAUGGCGAUCAUUAUGACAGCGUGAGGCGGAUUGGAGACAACUCUGAGAUUCCUGCUCAGCUCCGCAUAGAGAAUCUUCAGAAAUCACAAGGCCACCAGCGUGCGUUCGGGGACGGCCAGAGGGACAGACGGAAAAACCCGUCUCCCACAGCCUCAGAGGAGGACAACGUGAUCCUGAGCUCCAUCAGGAAUCGAGGAAUUCACGGCGAUGAGGAGAACCUGCUCCAGCUGAGUGCGGCGACCAUCAACGCGGAAUGGCUCGUCAGCUCCGUGCUGUGCCAGUCCUGCCAGGACCAGAGUGCCUCAGGGUCCUGCUCAGACUGCUGCGCUUCAGCCACAGACUGCAGCGAACACAGACAGCCAGCAGAGGGCAGCAAUGUACAAAAACCAAAGGUAUCUAACAAGCAGAGGAAAGAGCAGCAGCGGCAGGAGAAGAAGAAGCGUCAGGAGGACAGGCAUCGGCAGAAGUUUCUCCAGAGUAAAGGAGGUCCGGACCAGAACCAGAACCUGCCAGAGACUGUAACUUUAGUACCAGCUCUCAACACUCUCAGCAUAUAGACCGGAGCAUGGCCAAAAUGACAUACCGCUACUCUAGCUUCCGGUGGCUGGCGCUGUUUUUGCACAACCCUAUAGUUUCUUUGCAAUCGGUAUAAAGGUGCCUGCAAACUUGUGUGUGAGAGUGAGUGAGUGAGUGAGUGAGUGAGAGAGAUGUGUGUGAGUUGUAAAAGACAGUGAAUGGGCAUGACCUUCAGUGUUGGCAGAAGCUCCACAGAUCCGGUCUACCUACCGCGCUACCUUUCUCCUUCUAUGCUGGACAUCCGGCUUCACACAACAACCACGCAGGCAAUCUGGUGCAGCUGGGCUUAGCAGAGGAUGACGUGCGAUUAAUGAUUGUUAUGCACACUGUGUAAGGAAUGUGGCAAUAAAUGAUGAUUUACUGUU